Molecule: messenger RNA, 1242 nt
Organism: Owenia fusiformis
Lineage: Eukaryota; Metazoa; Annelida; Polychaeta; Sabellida; Oweniidae
Source: the annotation of a GenBank genome assembly
CGUCAACUUGUUUUGGUAAGAAAUCAACAUGUCGCUGAAUAAUUCACACGCAAACGGAGGUGUACUCAUAUAUAGUGGUGAAAGGAUUCUCAUAUUCCAUGAUGGAUUGGAAGUUUCAUUUGACAGCACAAGUCCUCUUCCUCACUUCAAGGGUACAAAAAAAGGAAGAGCAUAUUUAACAACACAUAGGGUUAUCUUCAACAACAAGAAUCCCAAGGAUACACUGCAAUCGUUCAGUAUGCCAUUCUUCAAACUGACAGACCUGAAACUGGAACAGCCAGUUUUUAAUGCCAACUAUAUCAAAGGAACAGUUACCUCAGAGCAAGGGGGAAACUGGGAAGGCCAAGCCAAGUUUAAGAUGUGGUUUACAAAUGGAGGUGCAAUAGAAUUUGGUCAAGCCAUGCUGCGUGCUGGACAAUUGGCCAGGAGGAGGAUGACCCCACAACCCCCAGUGUACAGUCAGCCUACAGGAAACUACUACCAGGCACCACCUCCUGCUUAUACACCACCACAAACACCUCUCUAUGGAUUUGUACCAACACAAACAUUCCCAACAGCACCACCAAGUGAUGGAGUGUUUAUGUAUGAUGCACCCCCUCCAUAUCCAGGCAUUGAUUCAGCAGCUUCUGCCCCACCUCCACAGACUGCAGCAGAGUCCAAGGCACAAGAGGCAGCGUCCAGUGCUUAUUAUAACCCAACCAAUCCACACAAUGUCUACGUACCCCAGGAUGCCCCACCCCCAUACUCUGCAGUCAGUAAAAAGAAUGAUUAACUAAUAUGCUGGCGGGAAUAAUGAUAAUGCUUAGAAAAUUGUGUCAUCUCUUCAUUUGCCAUCUUAAAGGGUACAAAUAUCAAAUAGGACUUUUUAGUCUUGUAUCAUAUCUCUCUGCCUUUACUCCAACCAGAUCCUGUGGCUGUGUUGGAAGGGGAGGGAAUCGAUGCAAUACUGUACUGUAAUACCUAAAGAUAACGUAUUGAAUCCACAUACAAUGAAGUAGCUUGAUUUACACAUAUAAAAGGAGAGAAAAAUAUGUAAUUUUAAUUUGUUAGUUUAUCUAAAGAUGGCAUACUAAGUUUAUGAUUUGUGCAGUUGUGUAUUGAGGACUCAAUGUCUGGCUGAGCCAGUGUGAUUGAGAUAUUGAUGUCUAGUGAUUGCCAGAAUUUCAUCUUAAAAUAUCAGUGUAUGUCAGAUUGCUUCAAGAUAUGAACAUAACACUACAUAUGAACUGAGUUGCUGCGAGA